Molecule: messenger RNA, 1749 nt
Organism: Jatropha curcas
Lineage: Eukaryota; Viridiplantae; Streptophyta; Magnoliopsida; Malpighiales; Euphorbiaceae
Biological process (GO): regulation of DNA-templated transcription
Molecular function (GO): DNA binding; DNA-binding transcription factor activity
Source: RefSeq, a predicted model, not a curated record
CACUCUCUUCUUUGUCUCUCUCUCCCUCGAGAAACGGAGCAGAGCAGAGCAUUUCUCCGCUCUGUACCAUACCAAGAAAGAAGAGAUAGGGAGAGAGAGUUAAGUAAGCGAACCAGUGAUACUUAGCAAUUUGGAUUCUCUGAGAAAAACAGAGGAGAGAGAGAGAGAGAGAAACAGAGGAUUUAUGUCGUCUGGUUUUGAUCGGUCGACUAGAGCUCUAAGGAAGCUCUGGGUCUCUGUUCACUCUCUCUGCACCAUUUUAUGCCUCGUUUUAAUCUUUGGCAAGCAAUCUUGUUCACUUCAAAAUAGCAAGAAACAGACUUUCUUGAUCAUUUUUAUACGAUUAAGAUCAAAACGGAAUUGUUCUUGUAUUGAAGAUUGUGUGAGCAAAAUUUACUAUUUUCAAUUUUGGGUUUUAGGGGUUUAAGGGUUUUGGGUUUUCCUUGAAACCCAAGCUUAUCAAAGAUUUACUUUCUUUUUUUUUUUUUUUUAAAUUUCCCCAAUUAUUAUUUAUUUCCUUUUUGAGAUUAGAGUGAGAAAUCUCUCUAUAAAUUUCAAUUUCAUAAAAUGCCAGGCCUUAGAAGGCCAAUUUUGGAUCAAAGUUUGAGUUUUGACAAAGAGAAGAAGAAAAAACCAAAGGAAAUGAUUGCCACAAGAAAAGUUCGCAUAAUUUGCCAUGAUCCUGAUGCCACAGACUCUUCAAGCGAUGAAGAUGAAGCACACAUUAAUCCAAUCGGUGCUAAGCGUUUUGUAAAAGAAAUCAAUCUCUCAAUGUUGCCGAAUGAAUCAAGAAGUGAGAAUUGUCCAGGAGAAACUAGUAAUGGAGACAAAUUUAAAACUAAGACUAGAAUAUCAUCCUGUAGUUACAGAGGGGUUCGAAGAAGGCCAUGGGGGAAAUAUUCCGCAGAGAUUCGAGAUCCAUUUCGAAAGGUUCGAGUAUGGCUUGGUACUUACACGACUGCAGAAGAGGCUGCAGCUGCUUAUAGGAAAAAGAAAGAGGAGUUUGACAGCAAAACGGCAAAGAACAAACUAAAGAAUUUGUCAAUUCCUUCGAAAAUCGAUGCAGUUGAAGAAUCGAGUGAUUUCUUUUCUCAUCCAUCACCAUCUUCUGUGCUUGAUGUCUCCACUACAACUACUUCACUUGUUCAUGGGCUUGAAAGUUCAAGCAAUGUGGAGGAUAAAUUUCAAGAGUUACAGAUUUCAGAUUUAUGGGAAGAGCCUGUGCUUUCCCCUUCUGCUAGUCAAGAACUGCUUGGUUCUGAUUACUGCUCGCUGUUUGAGAACGAUUUUGGUAACUUUUUUUAUACACAAGAUAUUUCUGUGGCAGAAAGUGGAGAGAUGGUAGAUUUUGCUAUAGAUGAGGUAAUGGAUCUUCCUAAUAUUGAACUUGAGGCUCUUGCUUUUGUUGAGGAAACUUUAAAUUUUACAUGCCUAUGAUAAUUUUUGCAGUUAGGAAUUGAGGGAUUAUAGAAUUUUGGUGAAGAGAUAUAAUAUUAUUGGAGUUGUUCUUUUUGUCCUUGUUAGGAAGAUAGAAAAGAGAGUUCUUGGGAUUCUCUUAGUGGUUUUUGUGCAUUAUCCAAGAUUUUUGCAACUCUCUAUAGUGCUAAGCUUAUGAGUAAUUUAUUUAUAGUAUAUGUAAACUUUGUUAGCUUUGAUUGCAACAAUAGAGCUAUACAUUGUUGUUAUUGGGGAUAUGAAUAUUCAUAUAUAUAGACAAGGAUUUGAAGUCCUAGUUUGUUUCUUGAUGUC